Molecule: messenger RNA, 5721 nt
Organism: Ochotona curzoniae (black-lipped pika)
Lineage: Eukaryota; Metazoa; Chordata; Mammalia; Lagomorpha; Ochotonidae
Gene: GNA13
Product: G protein subunit alpha 13
Exons: 4
Coding region: 157-1290 (377 amino acids)
Biological process (GO): adenylate cyclase-activating G protein-coupled receptor signaling pathway; Rho protein signal transduction
Cellular component (GO): brush border membrane; heterotrimeric G-protein complex
Molecular function (GO): D5 dopamine receptor binding; guanyl nucleotide binding; G-protein beta/gamma-subunit complex binding
Source: RefSeq, a predicted model, not a curated record
AGUUCUCUGGUUCCCUCCCUCCGCGGGCGCGCUCGGGCCGCCGCAGCGCUCCCCGCCCUCGAGCCGCGGUGCCGGAGCCGCCCGCCGCCCGCGAAGGAGGUGGAGGGAGCCGGAGGGGCCCGCCGAGGCGGCGGCGGCGGCGGCGGCGGCGGCAAGAUGGCGGACUUCCUGCCGUCGCGGUCCGUGCUGUCCGUGUGCUUCCCCGGCUGCGUGCUGACGAGCGGGGAGGCCGAGCAGCAGCGCAAGUCCAAGGAGAUCGACAAAUGCCUGUCCCGGGAGAAGACCUACGUGAAGCGGCUCGUGAAGAUCCUGCUGCUGGGCGCGGGCGAGAGCGGCAAGUCCACCUUCCUCAAGCAGAUGCGGAUCAUCCACGGACAGGACUUCGACCAGCGCGCGCGCGAGGAGUUCCGCCCCACCAUCUACAGUAACGUGAUCAAAGGUAUGAGAGUGCUGGUCGACGCUCGAGAGAAGCUUCAUAUUCCCUGGGGAGAUAAUGCCAACCAGCUUCAUGGAGACAAGAUGAUGGCGUUUGACACCCGGGCCCCCGUCGUGGCCCAGGGCCUGGUGGAGACACCCAUCUUCUUACAGUACCUUCCGGCUGUCAGAGCGCUCUGGGCGGAUAGUGGCAUCCAGAACGCCUAUGACCGGCGUCGGGAAUUCCAGCUGGGUGAAUCCGUAAAGUAUUUCCUGGAUAAUUUGGAUAAACUUGGAGAACCAGAUUACAUUCCAUCACAGCAGGAUAUUCUGCUCGCUAGAAGACCCACCAAAGGCAUUCAUGAGUACGACUUUGAAAUUAAAAAUGUUCCUUUCAAGAUGGUUGACGUUGGAGGUCAAAGGUCAGAAAGGAAACGUUGGUUUGAAUGCUUCGACAGUGUGACGUCAAUACUUUUCCUUGUCUCCUCCAGUGAGUUUGACCAGGUGCUUAUGGAAGACCGACUGACCAAUCGCCUCACCGAGUCCCUGAACAUUUUUGAAACCAUCGUCAAUAACCGGGUUUUCAGCAAUGUCUCCAUAAUCCUGUUCUUGAACAAGACAGACUUGCUUGAGGAGAAGGUGCGGGUUGUGAGCAUCAAAGACUACUUCCUAGAAUUUGAAGGGGAUCCGCACUGCUUAAGAGACGUCCAAAAAUUCCUGGUGGAGUGUUUCCGCAGCAAACGCCGGGACCAGCAGCAGAAGCCCCUGUAUCACCACUUCACCACCGCCAUCAACACGGAGAACAUCCGCCUCGUGUUCCGUGACGUCAAGGAUACCAUUCUCCACGACAACCUCAAGCAGCUCAUGCUCCAGUGACGCACAGAGACUCGCUGGCGGAGUGACUCUUGCGCUGUAAUGGUUUCUGUUUGUUUCAUUUUUUAAGGUAGCAGUUUACAACAGGAGUUAGAAACAAUCUUGAUUCUGUGUUUGACUUCUUGGAAGUGUUAGUCCUUCUGUGGCCUUGGUGUGUGACUGGAAGCUGCUGAGUGUCACCUCCUCAGCCUCUGCCGCCGUCCGGGCGGGGCACUGGGAGGGCGGCCUUCGUCGGCGUUAGUCUUAGACUAAGCACGCUGCAGGCUUUUGUCCUUCCACCUUUCAGAUGAAAUUCUGCUUUAGUGCCAAGGACAGAAGGUAUCCUUAAACACUUGUAGACCGAUUGGUUCUAAAACAAGUGAGAACUCCCUGUUCCGCCUGACACACAGCCGUGGCAGUUGUCGCCUGGCUUCAUGGUGACCUCGAUUUUGAAAAGGUUCUGUUGGAAUGGCGCUCUGGCUGGUCGCCGUCGCGAACAAGUGUGUGAAGGCAGUGUUGUCAGUGUGUAGACGUUUACAUGAGGAGGUCUGGCGUGAUUCCAGGGGAGAGUCUACUGAUGGUACCAGGGAGCAAAAGGCAAGCGGAUGCCUCUUUGGGAAGUUCGGGUCAGAAGUAAUGAGUGAAACACAGUUUGCCUUUUUCCUCCUCAGUUAGCAUGUGAUCUGAUGUGCCAUAGAUGAAACAUCGUGUGGCCAUCACAGCAGCUCAAACCUACAAGCAGCUUAAUGACAGACUUGCUAAUUCAACAUACCUGUGCUAGAACGUCCUCGGUGAUGCCCUUAAACCUUCCCAAUUAGAGUUGAGCCUUUACAGAAGGAAAAAGUGCUGUGUUGUCACCAGUGUCUGUCUGAACCCUCCUCCUGUCCAUCCACAGCAACUCGAACUGCAGCAUUUAUGGGAUUGUUUUAUUUGGUGGAGUUUGCCAAGGGCAGUAUUUUCCUGUAAAACCUUUCUAGGAGGCAUUUAUGUGAGAUCCUCCUUCAUUCUAGGUGUGUCUCAAAGAGAAACAGCAUGUACAAAUUUGUGUACUCAUGUUUAUGAGAUGUUAGGUACAUUUUAAAUGUCGAGGAGGUGUCCUGUUUCUCAGUCCCACCUGGAGAUGGCUGCAUUUAGCCCCCAACCCUUGUGACCACAAAAAUGGCCUGGUGAGCCCUGCAGAGGGCUGGCCUGCAGCCCUCAGAGCGCUGGCACUGGCGCAGAGGAGCCAGUGUCCGAGCAAGCGGCUGUUGGAAGGCUGCCAGCCUCUCUGCUCUUCGUGGAGGGUGUGGUUGCUGACUGUGAUGGCUGGCCCUGCACUGGGUCGCUGACUGGGUUCUCAGGUAUCUCACUGCUCCCGAAAGGCUGUGCAGCAGUGGAGACCACACAGCCUUUCCGAGCCGCAGCUCUUGUCCGUCUUGCUGUCAUGGUGGGAGGGGAGCUCUGACCUCCCUCACAGUCACCACAUCCCUGUAUGUUCCAGUAUUUUCAUGCCUUGGUCAUACAUGAGCUAUAGACAUGUAGCCCACCAACAUAGUGCAGGUGCCCGUAGUAUUUAUCAUGCAUAUUGGAAUAGUUCUACUUGUAGUGCUUCUUGCCAAAAAAGAAUACAUUGUUUGAAUUCAGAAGGUUAGCUUCAUUUCAGUGGUAACAAAUUUCCAAAUAUGUGCAUAGUCACAUUUGAACUGUUCAGUGGCAAAUCUAUGAGUAAAUACAGCAGGUGCUUUUAUUGAAUGGCCAAAAAUGUUUGACUCCUGUGAAGGUUUAAGUCAAUUCCAUGUAGGGAGAGGACGUACAGUCUUUGCAUGUGUAUGUGUGAUGAAUCAUAAAUUCUGCAUGGCAGCACCAAGUUGCCCCAGUUUGACAACCUCCAAGAAAUGUUCAAGUAUCUAGAGAUAGGGGUGAGAGAGAAUAUUAUUUGAGGUCCUCUGCAGUUUUCUUCCAAAUGUGUGUGAUACUUAGAAUUAACAUUGUUUGAAAAUUUAGAUUAUGCAAUAAAUUACAUAAGCCUAAUUUAGACGGGCUUGUUGAGCCUUCACUAGAACUUUAAGAUUCAGUCUGAAGGUUUAGUCCAUUUUACGUGCUCCUUCAUAACUAGCUGAAGGAGCCUUCCACCCAUACCCUAAAAAUCAAAAUCUAAUCCUUUUGAAAUACCCUUCAGUGAAGGAGAGAGAAAGUCCUGAUGAAUGAAAGUGAAAAGGUGCUUGUAAUUUUCACUAUGCCAAUUUUCUCAAAUGUCUUAAAAAAAAGUCAUUGAGUUCUUUGCCAUGAGUGAUUUUCUGAAUCCUCGUGGUUUUGGUUUGGAGUAACCUGUGCCUCGCCCUGCGUGCCUGUUGUCUGGGGACCUCCAUGCCUUCUCAGUUCUAGAGGAACACCACCCACGUGUCUUGUGCUCCUGGAGGAAGCACGUGGCAUUUGAGUGACCUCACAGCUCCAGCAACAGCACCAAUGCAGACCUUAAUUUUUAUGGGAAUGGGUUUUAUCCAAUGUUUCCUGAAAAUCUGAAGCAUUCAAGUCCCACCUCCGCCACCAAAGUGUUUCUAAUCAUCUCAAUCGUUGCUUUCUGCCAAACCACAUUAACAUGUUCCUUUCAGCUUUAUUAUCUGGAGAGGAGGGUACUCCUUGGCUAGAGUGCAGCCAGAGCAUGGAAUAAAGAAGAGUAUUUGUUUUUAUUUUUGCUUUCCUGAAGAUUGCAUUAGCGUGUACCUGCCAUGGGCUGUUCAGGCCCAGUCCUUGCUCAGUCAGUGACCGUGCCCAAUUCAGAGAAGAAAUAGCAAGCCUUAAGACCUUGAAAAGAAAUCCUUUGCCCUGUAGCUUUUUUGUAAAAGGGAAUGGGUAAAUCUUAACUUUUAUUUAUGCUCUUGAUAAAAAUGUAUUUUCAGCAUUAAGACACAUAUCAGUUAUGCCUUAUUUAUUUGAAGAAUAAAGUUACCAACUGCGCUGUUGUGUCCUGAAACUCAACUGUUUUUGAGAAACCCACAAGUUGGUGCUUUCAUUCUGUAACAACACAUUCAGACAAAAACCCAAACCAAGCCAUUGAGACGGGAUUCUCUCCUUUACAAUUUGUAGUGAUGUUAUUUCUAUGUAUGUAAUGAGAAGGCUAAAUAUCAGUGUUAACUCUUUAAUUUCUUGUUUGAAUUCAUGAAAAACCCAAACAUCCGUAAUAAACGGCCUAAUAAAUCUAGACAAAGUCACUCUUACCUUUUCAUUUCUUUUAUUUGAGGAAUUUUUCACCAGGAAAUCUGACCACAUGCCAGGUUCCUUGGCCUCUUUUUCGGUCAUUUCAAGGUUAAAUUCCUUUGCUCACAGCCAGUCCGUCCUGCUGCUUUACCUGAGUACUGGGUUGUUCUUGGGGAGCGGGUGCGAGUUAGCCUUUCAGUCUGAUAAACCCUAGGAGGCGAGAGAGGAGGGGCCCCCGUGUGCCUCCAUGUUCCAAAGAAAGCAGACUGGACUCCAUGCUCAUCACGGUACGAGGUUAGGGCUUAAUACACUCACACUGUAGGUUGAGGUAUAAGUCUUAAACCCAAACUCCUUAAACCAGUUGGACUUUGCGGCUUUUUCAGGUGCCAUCAGGUAGACGGGAACCUUCGCGCCCGUUAGCAGCAGCAUUGGCAGCACGGUCUGCCACUCCCACUGUCACAUCUGCUUGAACAUGUGUUGACUCUCGCAUUGUUCCGGGCUGGCUGUCAGGCUCCAGAUACGAGCCAGAGCUGAUGUGCAGCACUGUUUGUAAAACAUUCGUGAUUCGGCAAUAUUGUCUAGGUUCAUGAGAGCUUUUUCUUGUUGACCUGUACAAACCUGUUGAUUGUGAUGACGGUAUACAUAUUAAUCAAAAUAUGCUGGAACCUUCUAUGCAUUACAUUUGCUGUUAACGGAUACCACUGUGUACUUUGACUGUUUUCUUGCCAUGCCAAGUGAUGAACUGCUCAAGCAUGUUGGAUGAUUUCAGGCAAAAAGCGGGAGAGUAAGGGUCACUUCUGUAAUAGUGCAACAAACCAUUGCUGUUCGUCCUGCAUUUACCUCUUACUUGAAUCGCAAAAUGUCUCCAGUGGCUUUUCUGUAUGAUGGUGAGAGCUCAUUUACCACAAGUAGCCUUAUCAGAAAGUCUAUUUUGUAACAACCUCGUAGAAACUGUACCUAAGAGAAUGUGGCUUGUAUUCUGUGCAAAAGUUACGUGUGGCUUAGCAGUUUUUACAUCUGUCUUUUUAUAACUUUCCGGGAACUAAGCACAUUAUCUGAUACUGUAAAUCUUGUCACUGCUCUAGUUCAGGAUUCGCAAUAAAUUAUUUCUAAAGGAGAUCUAAUCGUGGAAGGAAAAACGGCCUGAUUUUCUAAUAGGAGGUGUUAGUUCAUUAAGGCUUUUUACUUUUGUACAUAUUUUGCAAAAAGAAAUGUCGCCUGUUGCUAUUAAUAUUGCUUUGUAUAAAUUACUGACAUUUAAUAAACAUUUACAAAUGA